Molecule: messenger RNA, 1305 nt
Organism: Sphenostylis stenocarpa
Lineage: Eukaryota; Viridiplantae; Streptophyta; Magnoliopsida; Fabales; Fabaceae
Source: the annotation of a GenBank genome assembly
AUGAAGUCUUGGUCAGUGGAUGACUGGAGGAAGUAUUUUGGGUCGGCGAAUUCGAAUAUAUUUGACAUAAUUGAGAACGCGAUAAUCGUGGCGGCUUCGGAUUGUCCGAAGGAGUUUAGAGUGAAGAGGGAUACGAUUGCGGAGAGGCUGUUCUCUUCCAAGUUGACUCGCUGUGUGGGGUGUGAUCGUGUGGAGUUGGCUGUGAGUGGAGUUGGUAAAGAGAUUGAUGACGGCAAUUGCAAGAAUGGGGUUGACACAGAUGGGGGUGAGUUAGCUGGGGCAAGCAAAGAGAGCGAGGUCAAUGAUGGUGGAGAUGGGAAUGCUGAGAUUGAUGUGAACGGUGUUAGCAACUAUAGUUUUGGCGAGGCGGAGGCAUUAACUGAUGAAAUAGAUGAAGAGACUCAGUAUUUAGGCGAGAUUUUGAGGAUCAAAGAUGUUCUGCUUAACCGUGAAGAGUCUGACUCUGUGAUAUUUGAAUCGUUGAGGAGGCUUCAACUGAUGGAGCUCAGCAUGGAUUGUCUGAAGGCAACUGAGAUCGGAAAGGCUGUUAAUCCUCUCCGAAAACGCCGAUCAGAGGAUAUUCGUCUACUUGCACAGACACUUAUCGAUGGCUGGAAACAAAUGGUUGAUGAAUGGGUGAUUGCCACUACUACCACAGCUAUUGCAGCUUCAGAUGAAGGCACACCAGAUUCAGUUAAUCCAUCUGUUGUUGAUGAUGAAGAAGAAGGACUUCCAUCACCACCUAUGGAUGAAGGGGCUUUCUUUGUUGCUCCAACUGGUUCCAUAAAACUUUCAGAGUUCUUUGAUGGCAUGGACGAUGAUGGAAAUCCUCGACCAAGUGGCCCAUCCCACAAGAACCGUGACAAUAAUGGCAGAAAGCCAACCAUCCCUAACAGGGAGAUUAAGAGUCAACAAGCAAAGAAAAAUGAGACUGCUGUGCCUGUGAGGCCAAUUAAGCCAGUAGCCACUGAUUCUGGCCGUGGCAAACCCCCUCUAUCAAAAAUGCAGGGGAAGAGUAAUGUGGAGCCAAAGAUGCAGCAAAGAAUAGAGAACAAUUCAAUGACAAGGAGACCUCCCAGUGGUCAACUGGAUAAAUCCAUGCAUUCAGAUGAUGUGGCUACCCAACAAAAACUAGAAGCCACCAAGAGAAAACUUCAAGAAAGUUAUCAACAAGCUGAAAAUGCCAAGAGGCAGAGAACAAUACAAGUUAUGGAAAUAAAUGAUCUCCCCAAACAUGUUGUCCACCGAAAUCCACAUCAGAAGCCCGGUUAUCACAAUAGGAACCGGCCUUAUACUCGAAGAUAG